AUGAAUUUCUCAAAAUUCAUUUGUUUAAAUAAUAUAUUAUCUCUAGACAAAUUGUUUUGUCAAUUUGUCGAUGAAUUGGAUUCAUGGUGGCUAGAUGUGACUGAUCUAUCAUAUGAAAUCACAAGAAUUCAUUCAUCCACAAAUAAACAUACAAUCAUAAUUGAUGAUGAAGAAGUUGUUCAAUUUUCCAUCCCGGCCAGCAACAAUUGGAAUGAUGCAUUAAUUCUGGCCUGCCUAAUAAAUAUGGAAACAAAACGGACGUUGUCAAAUAUUUUUGAUCACAUCACUAUAUUAAUGUGUGUACUGAAAUUUAAUUUUAUUGACAAAAAGUCAUUGAAAAAAAAACUAAAAGAACUGGUCAUAAAAAAUUAUCUUAUAAUUUUAUUUGAUAAUACACACAAAAUUUACAAUUUGAAUAUUGAACAUAUCUGGAAUGAAAUUAAUAAAAAUAUACACACAAAUAAAUAUGUCAAUGAAAUAUUGGCAAUACGACGAGAUACAUACUACACAACAGCCGUAUUCUACGAUGUAACUUUAUUUCUUUUAUUCUUAUACCAGCAAUAA
Messenger RNA from Macrosiphum euphorbiae (potato aphid), 564 nucleotides. NCBI's taxonomy places the organism in Eukaryota, Metazoa, Arthropoda, Insecta, Hemiptera, Aphididae. The record is from the annotation of a GenBank genome assembly.